CCCUGGGGGGGCUUCAGGAGGGUCUGGGCUGUCGGCCAGGCCCAGACGUUCCCCAGACUGCAGAGGGAAGCGGGGAGUCAGCGUUGUUACCCUUUCCUUCCUGCUUGGUCUCCAGCCCAGAGUUUCCUCAGGCCCCAGCCUCUCCACCCUAUCCACCCUUAACCCUUUCCUCCAAGGGAAGGGUGGCUGAGGUCCCACUUCUCUGGGAAAGGCUGGGAGGCCUUUCAGGGAAAGAGUCCCGUUCCAAAUCUCAAAAGAGGGUCUCUGAAACCAACUCUUUCCCCUUUCCCCUUCCUUCCACUAAGGAAAGGGAAACGUGGAAGGAAACUAACUUUGACCCCUGGAUUCUGGCUCGGGGCCCACAGUUCUGGUGGAAGGCAGAGGGUUCCAGGACUCUCCUCUCCCCUCCUUCCCGCCCCGACUCUCCCUCCCUCCCUGCCUCCGCGCCCCAUUUACGCGACCCUGCUGACGGAGUUUACCCGGGAGGGACAGGCUGAGCGCUGGAGGUGGGGGGCGGAGGGAAGGGCCGCGGGAGCCCAGCCGGUCCCACCCCCAGCCUCAACCCCGGGCAGGAAGAGCUUGGUCGCGGGAGCCGCCGCUGAAAGGGACGGAGCUCGGGAGGGAGGGUGCCCGGACCGCGGGGGGCAGGCGGGGCAGCCAUGCUCUUGUCCGGGGGUGAACCCCCGGCGCUGGAAUGGUUCAUGGUGCAGACAAAAUCGAAGCCUCGGGUGCAGCGGCAGCGGCUACAAGUGCAACGCAUCUUCAGGGUCAAGCUGAACGCCUUCCAGAGCCGUCCCGACACCCCCUACUUCUGGCUGCAGCUCGAGGGGCCCCGGGAGAACACGAGCAAAGCUAAGGAGUAUCUGAAGGGCCUGUGCAGCCCAGAGCUGUGGAAGGAGGUCCGCUACCCGCCGAUGCUGCACUGUGCCUUCCUUGGCGCCCAGGGCCUCUUUUUGGAUUGCCUCUGCUGGAGUACCCUGGCCUAUCUGGUGCCUGGCCCUCCUGGCUCCCUGAUGGUAGGCGGGCUCACCGAGUCUUUCACCAUGACCCAGAACUGGCUGGAGGAGUUGGUGGCACGCCUGCGCUGGGGCCCUGCCCCUCUGCUGACCCCCCGGGGGAUCUGGGAGGCUGAGGUGACCCGGGCCUUUGGGGCCCUGGUGUGGAUCCGUGGUGACCAGUAUGCAGGGGAUCUGCUGCAGCUGCCCCCAGCUGUUCAGGAGCUGCUGCUGAGCUUGGUGCGCGAUGCGGCAGGCAAGGAGGACAUCAUUGAGUGGCUCAGCCACUUCGGCAUCUCCAACACCUGCUCACCAGUGGCCCUGAGAAGCCCUCCCCAGCAGCAAAAGGAAGACUCAGCCAUGGUGUCCACGGGAGAGAGUCCUGGGUCCUUCCUUGAGAUGGGGACCCUCCAGAAUGGGGGCCCAGAAAAUCCAAAGAGAUUAAGCAGCCUGGGAGCCACCAGGUCCCUGAUCCCAGCCCAGAGCACACAGCAGGAGACAGCAAACCAGGUGGUUCGGGUCGGUUCCAACAAUCAAAGUGGUACGGACAGUGAUCGAGAGGAAGGGCUGGUACGAGCAACCAGCAGCCAGGACUCUGUGAACCACACACCAGCCUUGCUGCAACAAAAGCAGGUCCAGAAGGUAGAAGAGAAAUUCCCCUUCCAGCCUCCGGUGUCAGCCCUGGGUGUGUAUCCAUCCUGGAAGGCCUGGGCCCCAGGGCCAGCCUUUGGGCCCUUGUGGCCAGGGACUAUUGCUGCAGCCUUCUGGAGGAUCAAUCAACUGCAUUCUCUGCACCUGGCCUGGCUCCUGUCCCAGGCAUGCUUUAGUCUCCCAUUCUGGCAGAGGCCGCUGGGCCCCAUUCAGCUAAAGCUGCCAGGGCAGAGUGCUUUGCCCUUAAAUCUAGAGUGGAAGCAGAAGGAGCUGGCUCCUUUGCCUAGUGCAGAAAGCCCAGCUUGUAGGCCAGAUGGGGAACUGGUCUACAAAUCUACAGAGACAACUCUACAGAAUUGCCCAAGGCCAGAGACACCCCCAAAAGUCAUGAGUUUAUUGGUGGUCCCAGGAGGCUCAGGUGAAAAGGACAAAGUUAGCCCAAGACUUCCACUUUUGGCCUCUACCACACAACUACAAGCUGGAGGUGAGCGCAGGAACCAAGGAAGUCUGCAGCCAGAUUGUAUGUGGCUGGAAAAGGGGCCCUAUCCAGCAUCACCCACAGAACAGGGGGUGCUCACAGCUCAAGGAAGGCCCAUGGCUCAAGGUGGGCUGACAGCCCAGUCAGCACCUGAAGCUGGAACAGUGCCUGAAACUCUCAAAGUGCCCGUGGCUGCAGUAGUGCCCAAAGCUGAAAACCCACCCCUAACUCAAGGGCAGCCUGCAGCUCCCAAAGUGCCUACAUCCCAAAUGAUGCCGGCAGUGAGCACAGAGCCUGCAGCUCCCAAAGUGCCUUUGGCUCCAACAAUGCCUACUGCUCAAGUGGUGUCCACAGCUCAAAAAGCUGCUGUGGAUCAACCAGCAUUGGCAUCAGCAGCUCAAGUGAUGUCUACAACUCCAAAAACUGCCAUGGCACAGAAGAUGCUGGCAACCAAAACAUCACCUGCAAGUCCCAAAACACUCAAAGCUCAAACUGGGCCCGUGACUAAAAUGGAGUCUGCAGCUCCCAAAGCAUCAGCAGCUCCUAAAACAUCUGCAGCUCCCAAAGCACCUGCAGCUUCUAAAGCCUCCAGAGCUCCCCAAACACCUGCAGUCCAGAAAGUGCCCACAGGUACAGGGCCGACCUUGGAUGUAGCCAGACUUUUGAGUGAAGUCCAACCUUCAUCAAAGGGUGAUGCCUCCUUACCAAAGGGCCAGGUGGAACCUGGAAGGCAGGGUGUCCAGUCCAGCAGUAAGCACCAGCUCUUGGGGGGUUGGGAGGGGGGCCCGAGGCAGUCACCUCGCCACCCACAGGUGAACAGCACAGUGACCAGCUUCCAGAGGUACCAUGAGGCCCUGAACACACCCUUUGAGCUGAACUUAUCAGGAGAACCUGGGAACCAGGAAUUGCGCAGAGUGGUCAUUGACGGCAGCAGCGUGGCCAUGGUGCAUGGCCUCCAGCAUUUCUUCUCCUGCCGAGGCAUUGCCAUGGCAGUGCAGUAUUUCUGGAACCGGGGACACCGAGAGGUCACUGUGUUUGUACCCACCUGGCAGCUGAAGAAGAACCGAAGGGUGAGAGAAAGCCACUUUCUGACGAAGCUUCACUCGCUCAAGAUGCUUUCAAUCACCCCCUCCCAGCUGGAGAACGGCAAGAAGAUCGCCACCUAUGACUAUAGGUUCAUGGUAAAGCUGGCAGAAGAGACAGAUGGCGUCAUUGUUACCAAUGAGCAGAUUCACACCCUGAUGAAUAAUUCUAAGAAACUCAUGGUCAAAGAUCGCCUGCUGCCCUUCACCUUUGCGGGGAAUCUCUUCAUGGUGCCAGAUGACCCCCUGGGCCGUGAUGGCCCCACCUUGGAUGAGUUUCUGAAGAAGCCAAACAGGUUGGACACAGACAUUGGCAACUUCUUGAAGGUGUGGAAGACCCUUCCACCCAGCUCAGCCAGCAUCUCUCAACUCAGGGAUGACACUGAUCCUAGGCCCUUGGAGGGUCCACAGAAUGUGGAAGAAGUCAGAGAGGAGAAGGAGGAGAGGCAAGAUGAGGAGUGGAGAGAGGGGCAGGGAAUGCCAGGGUGGGCUGAGGAGGAUGACCUGGACUCUUUCCUGGCCUCAGUGUUCAGAGUUGAGUGCCCCUCCCUUUCAGAGGAAAUUCUCCAAUGCCUCAGCCUCCACGACCCCCCUGAUGGAGCCCUGGACAUUGACCUCCUUCCUGGGGUGGCCUCUUCGUACCUAGGGAUCCCCUGGGAUGGGAAGGCUCCCUGCCAGCAGGUUCUUGCCCAGCUGGCCCAGCUCACCACCCCCAGCAACUUCACCGUGCUGUCUUUCUUUGUGGGGUUCAUGGACUCCCACCGGGAUGUCAUCCCUGACUACGAAGCCCUCAUGGGCCCUUUGCACAGCCUCCUCAAGCAGAAGCCAGACUGGGUGUGGGACCAGGAGCAUGAGAAGGCCUUCCUGGCCCUGAAGCGAGCCCUGGUGUCUGCCCUCUGUCUGUCAGCCCCCAAUUGCCAGCUCCCCUUCCGCCUGCAGGUGACAGUGAGCCAGGUGGCCCUGACAGCCAUCCUCUACCAGGAGCACUCAGGGAAGAAGCACCCCAUCGCCUACACCUCGAAGCCCCUACUCCCGGAUGAGGACAGUGAGGGCCCCCAGUCAGGCGGGGACAGCCCCUAUGCCGUGGCCUGGGCCCUCAAGCAUUUUUCCCACUGUAUUGGAGAUGACCCAGUGGUCCUCCACCUUGUCUACGCCUCCCGGACCACUGUGGCUCCUGAGGCACCAGAGUGCUGCCGGGUCUCCAAAGCAUGGUUGAUUCGAUGGUCCCUUUUGGUACAGGACAGAGGCAAGAGGGCCCUGGAAUUGGCCCUUCUCCAGGGCCUGCUGGGGGAAAACCGACUGUUGACACCUGUUUCCUCCAUGCCUCGUUUCUUCCAGGUUCUGCCUCCUUUUUCUGACCUGUCCACUUUUGUCUGCAUCCACAUGUCGGGCUACUGCUUUUACCGCGAGGAUGAGUGGUGUGCUGGUUUUGGCCUCUAUGUCCUGUCUCCCACCAGUCCCCCGGUCUCCCUUUCCUUUUCCUGCUCCCCUUACACCCCGACCUAUGCCCACCUGGCAGCCGUGGCCUGUGGCCUGGAGCGAUGUGGCCAGUCCCACCUCCCUGUGGUUUUCCUCACCCACUGCAACUGGAUCUUCAGCCUCCUCUGGGAGCUCCUGCCCCUCUGGAGGGCCCGGGGCUUCCUCUCCUCUGAUGGGGCUGCACUACCUCACCCAAGCCUGCUCUCCUACAUUAUAUCCCUCACCUCUGGCCUUUCAUCUCUUCCAUUCAUCUACCGAACCUCCUACCGGAGCUCUCUGUUUGCUGUGACAGUGGAUAACCUGGCCAAGCAGGGUGCCCAAGGAAGUGGGCAGUGGUGGGAUUUGCCAAAGGAUGUGCCGGUCCCUGUAGUGACUUCCCAUACCAUGGGCAAGAGGCCCAACUUGUUGGCAUUGCAGCUGAGUGACAGCACUCUGGCUGAUAUCAUUGCCAAACUUCGUGCUGGGCAGAAAUUGUCUGUCUCCUCCCCCUUCAGUUCUGCCUUUCACUCACUCAGCCUUGACAAGGAGAGUGGGCUGCUUAUGUUCAAGGGAGAUAAAAAGCCCAAGGUCUGGGUAGUCCCAAGGCAGCUCCGGAGGGAUCUGAUUUUCUCUGUGCAUGACAUCCCCAUGGGGGCCCACCAGCGGCCAGAGGAGACUUACAAAAAAUUGCAGUUGCUGGGAUGGUGGCCUGGGAUGCAGGAGCAUGUGAAAGAUUACUGCAGGAGCUGCCUGUUUUGCAUCCCCCGGAAUCUCACAGGCAGUGAGUUGAAGGUCAUCGAGUCCCCCUGGCCCCUCAGGUCGACUGCCCCUUGGUCGAACCUGCAGAUCGAGGUGGUGGGGCCGCUCACCGUAAGCGAGGAGGGCCACAGGCAUGUGCUCAUCGUGGCUGACCCCAACACCCGGUGGGUGGAGGCGUUCCCGCUGAAACCCUACACACACAUGGCGGUGGCCCAGGUGCUGCUUCAGCAUGUGUUUGCACGGUGGGGCGUUCCUGUGAGGCUGGAGGCGGCCCAGGGCCCCCAGUUUGCUCGGCAUGUCCUGGUGAGCUGUGGAUUGGCCCUGGGAGCCCAGGUGACCUCCCUGAGUAGGGACUUGCAGUUCCCCUGCCUAGUGAGCUCAGAGGCCUACUGGGAAUUCAAGAGGGCCCUAAAGGAGUUCAUCUUCCUGCAUGGCAGGAAGUGGGCAGCCUCUCUGCCCCUGUUGCACCUGGCCUUCAGAGCCUCUUCCACAGAGGCCACGCCAUUCCAGGUCCUGACGGGGGCUGAGAGGAGGCUGACCGAGCCCCUGUGGUGGGAGAUGAGCAGUGCAAACAUUGAAGGGCUCAAGAUGGAUGUUUUCCUGCUGCAGCUGAUUGGGGAGCUGCUGGAGCUCCACUGGAGGGGGGCUGAAAAAGGCACUGAGAAGGCUGACAACAGGCGCUUCAAGCAGGAGAGCCAGGAGAAGGAGUGGAACGUGGGUGACCAGGUCCUCCUGCUGUCUCUCCCCAGGAAUGGCAGCAGUGCCAAAUGGGUGGGUCCCUUCUAUAUUGGGGACCGGCUAAGCCUGUCCCUCUAUAGGGUGUGGGGCUUCCCAACCCCAGAGAAGUUGGGGUGCAUCUAUCCCAGCAGUUUGAUGAAGCCCUUUGCCAAGAGUGGCACACCCCUGUCCUUUAAGGUCUUGGAGCAAUGAGCUGGAGCACUGGGGGAGCCCCCUACCCAGGGAGUCCUGGGUUUCUGCUGCUAGGCCUCCCCCUGCCUCCUGCAGUGCUCUCAGCCAUUUGGGAGCCCUCUGUUGUGCCUUGUGUAGAGAAGUUGCUUCCUAAAGCUUUGCUGAGUUGCCUUGAGCUAGGGACCAGUGUUCCCAUGGAAACAGCCCCAGUUUGGGGUAUUUGGAGAAUUUGCCAAAGGCUGUCAAAUAUGAGCCUGUGGUGAUUUUACACUGGGGAGUAGAAAAUCUCCUUAUUAAAGUAGGCCAGGCUCAGAGUCUUUUCCCCAAGUAUCCUCUUCCCCCUUCACACUUGUGGGUGUGGUGUGCUGUCUGCAAACCACUCCCCCGGCCCGCCCCUCGUCUUAUUCCUAGCUGUCUUAACCAUGAAAUAGUGAGGCUCUGGCUCAUAAUUGGGAACUACAGUCCUCUUCCCAACAGGAACCGAGAAUGUGGCACCUCCCUUCAACCUGUGCACCUGGGGAGCCUCUGCCCUUGGAGUUGUCACUGACACAAACCCAUACGGGCAGUGGGGAGGCAGUUGGCUCUUUAGCCUGAAGGCCAGCUUUCUUAGAGCAGGCUUGGCUGCUUCUGCUGUUCUGGAAGGGCUGGCCUCAGGGGCAGUGGCUCAGGUUGGGAGGUUGGCUGGCCUCCAGUCACCCACUUGUCAGCAUGGGAAGGCAGGGUGGGAUAAGUUGGUCUACCUCAUUUGACUCCAGCUGAUGGAGACAACUCCUGACCCCUACUUUGAUGGUGUUGGCUGGGAAGGGGUUAAGGAUCUAGAUGCCAAGCAUGGCAUCUCUACCUGAAGAGCUGCUUCUACUAGAUCAAGGGGCUUCUGCCUCUGUUUUAAAGGGGAGGGCAUCAGAAAUGAGCAGUCUGGCCCACAGCCAGGUGUGGAUGUUUCUUUUCCUCCCAAUCCUGACCAACCCCGUCCCAAAGCCUACAGCCCUCCUCUUUUCACCGCCACUGUCCCCUGUAUUCUUAGACACCACGUAGUGUGUGAUUGCUUUGUCUGGAAGCCCCUCCUGUCCCCCAGUCCUCUGAAGCCCUAGCUCCCCCAGAGCUGUUCUCUGCAGAGAUCACUCUUAGUAAGUGAGCUCUUAUAGGUGUGUGUGUGCUUACACUUAGCCCUCUGCAUUGGAACUGCUGCUGAACAGCUGGUCUCCAGGUGAAGGCCAGCAGUGUCUCCCUGGCUCUGCCUCUGAGUAGUUUCAUUUCUUCAGAGGCUGAGUCAGGACAGAACUUGGCAUCAAGCCCAAUUUGCUUGUUAUACAGCAGAGGAAAGAGGCCCAAAGUGACUUACUCAUGGUCACAUAGAUAGUUGGUGGCUGAACUGGGACCAGGAUUAAAGUUCCUGACUCCUAGUUCACUGUGAGAAGGAUUGCAGCAACAGGUUCAAGCAAGAGAAUCCUUCAAAAUUCUAUACCCAUACUCUCCCCUUUAUCCAUUCUGUCAUUUUCCAACUCUUGUAGACGAACUACCUGGAUAUUACCUUUAAAUCCAUUCCAGUUGUUAAUCCUAUCCAGGAAUGAAUGAUUGGGUGACAGAGGAGAAACUGAAAAGGUUGACAGUAGGAUUUUUAGCAUAAACUCCAUUUGCUCACUCCUGCUUGCUCCUUUUCCUCUUCCUCCAAUUCCCUAGUGGUAUUUCCACCCUCACUCUCCCACCCCUGUGCUGUGUGCAUUUUCCCUGUUAACUACAACUUUGAUCUUAUACCUUUCUCUUAAGUGAAUUUCAUUUUCAUUUUGUCAAUAAAUGAAUUAAACCAGAA
Heterocephalus glaber (naked mole-rat) is the source of this 8142-nucleotide messenger RNA. RefSeq names its product NYN domain and retroviral integrase containing (gene Nynrin). Lineage: Eukaryota; Metazoa; Chordata; Mammalia; Rodentia; Bathyergidae. Gene Ontology annotation, biological process: DNA integration. Gene Ontology annotation, molecular function: mRNA binding; RNA-DNA hybrid ribonuclease activity. The record is from RefSeq and is a predicted model, not a curated record. Gene Ontology annotation, cellular component: cytoplasmic ribonucleoprotein granule; nucleus.